This is a messenger RNA of Lottia gigantea (owl limpet), 2048 nucleotides long. RefSeq lists its product as hypothetical. The record is from RefSeq and is a predicted model, not a curated record. Gene Ontology annotation, biological process: signal transduction. Gene Ontology annotation, molecular function: protein binding. Bases 205 to 1953 code for a protein of 582 amino acids. The transcript is spliced from 3 exons. NCBI's taxonomy places the organism in Eukaryota, Metazoa, Mollusca, Gastropoda, Lottiidae.
AGUAGAGGUUUGUCGGUCGCCCAGUGACUUAAGAAAAACAAUAAGGCAAGGGAGGAAUGAAUACUGGGACGACUAGGAAUGCCGACCAGGAAUAUCGACCGGAAUAUUAAUUAAGGAAUUAACUAAUUAAAGCAAUUAGUGUCAAUAUUAAUUAUGGAUAUUUGAAAGAAACAGAUAUUAUGGUCUAGGCCUACUACGAAGAAAAUGGCGCGAAGAACAGCUUUGGAAUUCUACCGGAAACGACAAACUAUAGAAUCUCUAGCAACAGAGAGACCACAGAGUUUAAAAUCCGUGUAUGACAUCAUCAACAAUGCUGUGGAGCGAUUGGAAGAGAAAGUCGAAAUGCUGAUGACGUCAUAUUAUGGCGCAGACGAAACGUUAGAUGCUCAAAUGAAAAAAUGGCUGCCGAUGUUUUUGUUGCUGUUACGUCAAGGUAGAACUAUGGAGUUGGUGUGCAAAGAACAAGUCAAUGAGUUUGUGAUUAAACACGACAAUUUGUUGGAGAGAUCCCCGUUUGAUCAGGAUCUAUUGGAUUCUGUUGAUGACAUCAUCAACCACAUUUUCUGUACUAUCCGGGAAGGAUUUACACCAAUUACGUCAUCUAUUCAGGAACUAGUUGGAUUUAUGGGAAAAUAUUUAAAAAGUUUCAGUCCAACAGAUGGCGAUCGUUACUUAGAAACAUGUACGAACUAUGAAAAACAGAAAAAUGCUUUAGAAAACGCCAUUUUGUUGAACAUUCAAAACAUCUUUUUAAUGGCUGACAAAUUUGAAAAAGAGUGUUUAACGCGCGACCAUUUUGAUUACGUUUCAAAAGAACGAAUUGAAAAAUAUGGAUGCCUUCAUGUCCCAGUUCUAUUGGUUUUACCUGCAGCUUGUGAUAAUUUAAGAAACGCCUUCGUAGGAAUCCGGAAGUGGCUUGAAGCAGAUGCGAAUUAUGUAGAUUAUCUAGUGAAAGACGUGCAUGAAUUGGAACGAAAGCGCGAAAUUGAGUCACGUGAAUUAAAGGAGCUACAAUUUAGAGUGAGUGGUCAGGAAUAUAAAUUCAAGUGUUUGAAAAAGGAAAUCGAUCAACUGACAAUGGAACUCGACAGAUUGAAAUCGAAGGAGUUGGUUAUUAAUGAAGAAGAGAAAACAAUUUCGAACAAUCACAAAAACCUCAAUGUGGAUUUAGAAAUCAAAUUGUAUCGUCUGUCAGAAAUGAAACAGACGACACCUAGAAAGCCUAACCGCCUCUUUAAAGAACAACUGGAGCGUCUUAACACCGAAAUAACCCUAUUAAAGGAUAAACAACCGAAAUUAGACCGGAGUUUGACUGAUAUACAGAGCAAGAAGUCGUGGAUCUCCGAGAAGCGACAGGAGAAAAACGAGAAAGAAGCUCAGCUCGAGGAAGUAAGAAAUGAGCGACGCAAAGUCAAGAAAUUGGCGAGGAAGAGCGAGGUGGAAAUUCUUCGGAUUGCCGACUGUAUCCACAAAUUGAAAGAUAUCAAAAAUAUGAAAAACAGUGACGAAAUUUUACGGCGGCUUUUUCACAAUCUUCCUAUCUUCUCAAGAAAUCUCCACAACACGAAGAAACGAGGGGAUAAGUUGGAUCGAGCAAUUACAUUGGUAUCAAGAUACAUAGAUAGUGAUUGGAUCAAACUGUACUGGCAACUUCCAUUUUAUCCAAUCAGAGGCGAGGAAACAAAACGACAAGAUAUAGAAGAUAUUGCUCAUAAUUUUAUUCGCCAUGUUACCGAGGAUCAGGCAAAACAAUGUCUGCUAAAAUGGCGACGUCUUCACACUCGUGCGACCCUAGCUUGUCUAAGGGAUGCCCUGAGCGCCAUGAGACGAAAGGAUAUUAUAGAUAUUCUAGAUAAAGAACUAAAGCCUCGUCCACAAUGUUCAGUGAAUCCUAAAUUAUAUCGAACUGUUCAUUUUCCAGAAAUACUCGUGGUCGAUUGUCAUUUGAUUUAGAUUGUUUUAAAUUGUAUUGAAUGCAUUUUAGACAACAAUUUAUAUUGAUACAGUUUCACUGAGGCAAUAAAUGAAAUACACCACUGUGUCAAGCC